Messenger RNA from Leishmania major strain Friedlin, 693 nucleotides. RefSeq lists its product as hypothetical. Bases 1 to 693 code for a protein of 230 amino acids. The record is from RefSeq and is a predicted model, not a curated record. The transcript has a single exon. NCBI's taxonomy places the organism in Eukaryota, Euglenozoa, Kinetoplastea, Trypanosomatida, Trypanosomatidae.
AUGGAGUUCCCCGUGUUUGUGGCCUCCGAUGUUCACGGCGAGAAGGUGAACCUCGCGCUUCGCUACAAUCCACGCACAACAACGGUAGAUUGUUUUCUGAGCGCCGCGUCGCGCUGCUUUGAUGACGUCGCGCAUCUAAUGCGUCAAGGCUCUCUUCAACCAUUUUCUGCUGCCUACAUCUACAGAGAUGUUCAGUGCCAGUGGGACGUGCUAGAGGAUCGCACCCAGCUUUCACCCUUCUGCCAGGUAUAUGUGUUCCGCCAGCUGUUCAACGAGGUCGUCGCGGCGAUUCCCGACCCUCUGGAUGCGUCGCAGCUACUCUCGGUGCACGACAGAAAAGCCGACCGUGCGACUUCGUGUACAGGUGCACCGUUUUUACCGGGCUCGCCACCGCUGAACUCAUCCACAUCGACCUCGCCGAUCCGUGUCGCCGACAACCACUGGGCACUUUCGCAAAGCCGCCAGCAUCCCGAGACGGCGAGGCCUCGCUUUGGGGUGCCGUCGCUGCUGUGCAAGAGUGACAGCCCAGUGGUACAUGCAACACACCCGACAAGAUCAGACAGAGCAACUCAUAUCGGUGAUGAGGCAAACGGUUUCCAUCAUGUACGGUCCGCGGACAGAGUCGCGGCAUUCCACUGUAUGAAGUCACGCCGCUUUCGUCUGCAGAUCGUCUCCCCUCCAGUGGACACUUAG